This is a messenger RNA of Heterotrigona itama, 2595 nucleotides long. The record is from the annotation of a GenBank genome assembly. Lineage: Eukaryota; Metazoa; Arthropoda; Insecta; Hymenoptera; Apidae.
AUGUUGCAGACUCAUAGAUACGCGCUUAUGUAUAUAUAUUUUUCUGAUUUGUAUUUUAGUUCUUGACUUUAAGACAAUUGAUAGUCUGACGAAUUUCUAAUAAUGUAUUUGAAGGAACGUAGGUUUCAAAUUCGCUCGAAGAAAUGAUCUGCUUGUUUACUAUUGGUAAACACUUCUUAAAUUAAUUGUAUAUAAUAAAAUGUUAUAAAACAUAUUCAAAAUUUAGAGCAGAAUUUUUAAUAAAUAAUUAUUUUUAAUAAUCUUUAAUUUCAUCAACCUUCGUGUCAUCAAUAGUACCGUUUGCCUUAUCAUUUAUUAUUGUACCUUUGUAGCUGUUUUUAAAGGCAAUAUUUAUCCUGGAAAUUUGUCGAAAAGAGAAUUACAUUCAUGAAAAGCGACGAUAUCAUUUGCGUGACUUUUUCACUUAGUUUUUUUAUAUUCAAUAUUACAGAUAUGAGAAAAUCAAAAAGUUAUUUUUAUGCAACAUUCAAAUAUAAAAUAAAUAUUUUCUUGGAAAAUUAGAAAUAUGGGUUAAAUUAUUUUUGACAUUAAAUGAUAAUUUUAAUUAGAUGAGAAUUUGCCCAAAUUAUUCGGAUGCGUGUAGUCGAUGCCUCGGGUCGAAUCAAAUAAUUUUCAUUGAGCCUCGGACAUACGAACAAUCCUGUAACUCGUCUAUUUCGCUAGUUUACCAUUUCAUCGGGUCGACGUACAGAAAUGUAACAGAAACGUGGCAACCAUGUUAGACAUUCAUGUUUCGGCAACUAUGUUUUCAUUAGGAAAAUGCGAAACUUGCCUGUGUUCCUUUAACUCGCUUUUCAUUUGUCAUUCCGCACAAUUGGGUGAAUUUGUAAACUGACCAAAUCUCUCGUCGAUUUCGAAUGAUUUUUGAAUGUGUUGUGGAGAUCGAAAGUGAGAAAUGAUUUUUGAACAGUUUUUUCCUUUUAACAGAGAUGUUGGACUUUGUUUGUUAGAGAAAGUUUAAAGUGUCAAUUUCUGUAAUUGAUUUCUAAAUGAUAAUUUAAGGAUCGUCGAAAUCUAUGAAGGAUCGAUUAAUCUACAAGUUCACCGGCAAUCAGAUAGAGAUAAUUGGAGCAAAAAUCAAAUGAGUAAUACAACUCGUGCAAUCUUAACCGAAAAAAUUUGCGGAACAUAAGAAUGCUAUAAGUCUAGCUAAUGGAAUGCCAAAUGCGAUGACAUUUCCUUUCGAAGAGAUUUCCGUAACAUAUAGAGGUGGUACAAGAAUAAAAUUAACUGGAGAAGAGUUGUCUACGUCUCUUCAAUAUGCUCCAUCUCAAGGAUAUUUACCACUACUGGAAAAAAUGCGAGAACUUCAAGAACAUUGGCACAAGCCAAUAUACAAUGAUUGGGAUAUAGUUCUUACAUGUGGAUCGAUGGAAGGAUGUAGCAAAGUUUUAGAAAUGGUUUUAGAAAUCGGUGAUCCCAUGAUGGCUCAAGUACCCACUUACGAUGGAAUUCUAGGCGUGAUUCUUUACGUAAAUCCUACAGGGGGUAAUCCAACGGGAACGGUUUUAACAGACUCUCGUAAAAGAGAAAUUUACGAAUUAGCUGAAACGUACAACUUUUUGAUCCUCGAGGACGAUCCCUACAGUUUCGUUCAUUUUCUGGAUAAAACGCCGACGACUUUUCUUGAAUUAGAUACCAAGGGACGUGUAAUACGUUUGGAUUCUGUGAGUAAAGUUAUCAGCUCUGGACUUCGUCUAGGUGUUGUUACAGCUCACAGAGAAAUUAUUAAAAAAUUAACUGCACAUAUGGAAACAACAAGCAUUCAUCCUUCUUCUCUAUCGCAAAUGUUACUGUACAAAUUAUUAAACACAUGGAGCGUAGAUAAGCUGCAAGAACAUUUCAACGACGUUCAAAAAUUUUAUCGUGAUAGACGAGAUCUUAUGUUGUCUUUGAUUAAAAAACAUCUUACGGUUAUCAGCCCCGGACUUCGCCUAGGUGUUGUUACAGCUCACAAAGAAAUCAUUAAAAAAUUAAUUUUGCAUUUGGAAACAACAAGUAUUCAUCCUUCGUCUCUAUCGCAGAUGUUGCUAUACAAAUUAUUAAACACAUGGAGCGUGGAUAAGCUGCAAGAACAUUUCAACAACGUUCAGAGGUUUUAUCGCGAUAGGCGAGAUCUUAUGUUGUCUUUGAUUAAAAAACAUCUUACGGGACUGGCUGAAUGGAACGUCCCGAAAGGUGGAAUGUUCGUUUGGUUGAAAGUAAAUAAAAUAAAGGAUACAAUGGAAUUAGCAGACAAGGAAUGUAUUUCACAUGGGAUUUUUAUUAUUCCUGGUCAUGCAUUUAACUACGAUCGCUCGAAGCCCGAACGGCAUAUUAGGCUCAGUUAUAGUUACGCAACGCCUGAGGAAAUCGAUAAGGUCCUUGUUUUAUUCGAUCCUUCAUUAUAUUUAAUUCAUUUGCUGACUUUUAAUAUCAUUUCAAAUUUCAGUACACAACGGCCUUUAUCUCAAAUUUGUUUUAAUAUUUCACUAAUUUCUAUUUGAAAAUUAUUGGUCUUGCAUUUUCUUCUAUUUCCAGGCGCUUACGAUACUAGCUAAACUAAUACGUGAGGAGAUUAAAAAAUUGGAUUAA